AUGGGAUCAUUUGAGAAUAAUAUUAGUGAAGGUGUUGUAACCAAGCAAGAUUAUGAAAUUUUGAAGACUAGAAUGAAGGGAGCAGUAGCUAAUUAUAAUGACUUUGAUGAUGCACUGCAUUUAUUUGCAACAAAAGAAGUGCGUAAUUUUAAUAUAUCAAAGUUAGCUGAAUUAAGAGAUAAUAACAAUGCUCUUGUACCAGUUUUGAAAGUUGAAGCUCGAACAAAUUGUGUUAAAGCUAAAAUAGCUUCUACUGAUGAAGCUCAAGGAUUGGAACAGAAUUUAUAUUUAGCGAGGGGAUGUAAUAUUAUGCUGAGAACAAAUCUUUGGUUGGCUAAAGGAUUAGUUAAUGGUGCUAUGGGUUCAGAUGUAGUACCUGUGCCCACUAUGUUGAGCAGUUGGACAAAUCGGCAUAAUGAAUCAUUGUCUCGCAUUCAAUUUCCAAUAUCAUUGAGCUAUGCUUGUUCGAUCCAUAAAUCUCAAGGACUUACUUUGUCAAAGGCUGUUGUUCACAUUGGUGAGAAGGAAUUCGCACUUGGUUUGACAUAUGUUGCUAUGUCGAGGGUGACAGAUUUGUUGUAA
Molecule: messenger RNA, 582 nt
Organism: Frankliniella occidentalis (western flower thrips)
Lineage: Eukaryota; Metazoa; Arthropoda; Insecta; Thysanoptera; Thripidae
Product: ATP-dependent DNA helicase PIF1-like
Exons: 4
Coding region: 1-582 (193 amino acids)
Source: RefSeq, a predicted model, not a curated record